Messenger RNA from Empidonax traillii (willow flycatcher), 2731 nucleotides. It is a transcript of the gene WIPF1, whose product is annotated as WAS/WASL interacting protein family member 1. Gene Ontology annotation, molecular function: actin binding. Bases 389 to 1894 code for a protein of 501 amino acids. NCBI's taxonomy places the organism in Eukaryota, Metazoa, Chordata, Aves, Passeriformes, Tyrannidae. The record is from RefSeq and is a predicted model, not a curated record. The transcript is spliced from 9 exons.
GCAGGGCAGGGGCCGGAGCUGUCCCUGCGGAGCGGGAGAGCCCAGCGCAUCUCUGCCCUCUGGCGCUCCCGAACAAGGGGACAGCGGCGGCCAAGAGGGCACGGAAUGCAGAGCUGCCCCUGCGGCUGAGGCCAUGACCGGGGAACCGGUGAGGGUCUGAACGGGACGAGUCCCCGAAAGAGCUCCCAAAAUCACGGUUCAGGCCGUUGGCGCUUGGGGACCUGGACCCGUCUCCCUGAGUGUGCAACCUGGGAAAUGUUAUUGCAAUUGCAUUAACUUCAGGAAGUGUAUUCUGGAUGAAUUGACCUGGCCUCCUAUUCUAUGAAAGCAUCUCUUCUGCUGGUGACCAGGUUUCUUAGCAAGAGCAGACAGAGCUCAGCCUUCCACCAUGCCUGUGCCUCCCCCUCCCGCUCCCCCUCCACCCCCAACACUGGCCUUGGCAAACACUGAAAAGCCAUCCCUAAGCAGGUCAGAACAAGCAGGACGAAAUGCUCUAUUAUCUGAUAUUACCAAAGGAAAAAAGCUCAAGAAGACUGUUACUAAUGACAGAAGUGCCCCAAUUCUAGACAAACCCAAAGGACCUGGUGGAGGUGGCAGCGGUGGCUUUGGAGGAGGUGGCGGCGGCAGUGGUGGGGGUUUUGGUGGUGGCGGCAGUGGCGGCUUUGGUGGUGGUGGACCACCUGGCCUUGGAGGCCUUUUUCAAGCAGGAAUGCCAAAGCUCAGAUCUGCUGCAAGUCGAGAUGCUGACCCCGGGGGAGGCCGCCCGCCCGCCCUGCCGCCCGGAGGCCGCUCCGCCGCCGCCAAGCCGUUCUCGCCGCCGAGCGGCCCGCCGCGCUUCCCGGGGCCGCCGUCGGGGCCAAGGACCGCCGCCCCCGACCCGCAGAGGAGCCGCCUGCCGCCGCCCAGACCCGACGCCGGCUCCAAGCCCGAGGCGGCGCCGCCGCCGGUGCCCAGCACGCCCCGGCCCAUCGCCUCCAGCCUGCACAACCGGGGGUCGCCGCCGGUGCCGGGCGUGACCCGGCAGCCCAGCCUGGGGCCCUCGCCCCCGCCGUUCCCGGGCAGCCGGGGCGCGGGGUCGGCCGGGCCGCUCCGGCAGCCCGGCCCCGGCGCGACGCCCUCCUUCUCGGGCCGGCCGCCGCUGCCGCCCACCCCGGGCCGGCCGGCGGAAGACAAGCCGCCGCCGCCGCCGCCUCCCCCCGCCGGGCACCGGCCGCCCGCCGUCCGAGAGGGGCCGCUGCCCCCGCCGCCGCCGCAGAACAGCAAGCCGCCCGUGCCCGCCGCCCCCCGGCCCGCCCUCGGCGCCCCGGCGCCCCCACCACCGCCCCCCAGCCGGCCGGGGCCGCCCCCCGUCCCGCCCGUCCCCACCGGCGGCGACGAGAUGCCGCGGCUGCCGCAGAGGAACAUCUCGCUGGGGUCGUGCCCGGCGCCCGGCGGGGGCCGCUCCGGACCGCUGCCCCCGCCGCCCAGCGAGAGGCCCCCGCCGCCCGUCAGGGACCCGCCCGGCCGCUCAGGCCCCCUCCCACCACCUCCUCCCAUAAGCAGGAAUGGAAGCACUUCAAGGGCUUUGCCCGCUGCUCCCCAGCUGCCUUCCCGGGCAGGGCUGGACAGCCCGAGAGGUGGACCCCGACCUCCGCUUCCCCCUGACCGGCCGGGCUCGGCAGCACCGCCACCGCCACCACCACCUUCAUCAGCUGUCAGAAAUGGCUUCCAGGAUCCAGGUGACGAUGAAUGGGAAAGCAGAUUUUCUUUUCAUCCUCUAUCUGAUUUGCCACCUCCAGAGCCGUAUGUACCCAUGAACAGAAGUUAUCCCAGUAAACUAGCAAGAAAUGAAAGUAGAGGUGGCUCUGUCCGAAAAGAAAGAGGUGCGCCCCCGCUCCCACCUAUACCAAGGUGAAAUGGGUUCUGGCCCAUCUCUGGGCAACAUCUGUUUUCAAGUUUCCUUCAAGUCAGCUCUCCUGUCCACAUCAUUGGAAAGUUGCCUGUCUUGAUUUAUUUCCACUUUUGGCUUGUCAGCUGGAACAAACUUCAGCCUCUAUUACAGAAGUAAUAGAUGCAGCUUAGGAACUAUAGUUGCUCAAAGCUAUGAAUUUUAUUUGCUUAUACUGCAGGCGUUUUGUGGACCGUACACAACAUACGUGCACCAUGCUCACUGUGUCCAACCUUGGCCCCUGGAGAGCUCCAUGGGAGGUCUGGCUUUGAAUUUGAUAGAGCUUAAACAAAGCUGUUUCAUUUACUUUGGGUACAGUGGCUGUAUUAUUUGAAUCAUAAAGUAUUUUAUGUUUAGAAAAACAGUUGCUGGGGAAGAACGUGUAACCAAGAGUCCCUCGGAUCCUUCUUUGCAUGCCUAACUUGGCCCAUCUGCUUCUGCAGGCCAUAGACCUACUACAUGGUGACCAAGAGUUCAUCCUUAACUUUUUCACUUCAGCUUAGCCAAGGAAAUCUUAAACAAUAUGAAGCACAUCUUGCCUCAAGAAUGAAGUGUAUCUGGCCUUGUUUUCAUCUGUAGAGAAUCUUCCAAAGAAAAGCACAAGUGAAGAAUUCAUCAGCAUAACAUACAUAUAUAAUGGGGUUUUUUUAAUCCCUCUUUCCUAGUUUUUUAAUAGUGUUUUGCUUCCCGUGGCUGAAUUCUUUCCUACUCUGAUGUGGACCAACCCAGAGCCAUCCGUGCCCCGGAUUACUGUAAUACCCUCUGCCUGAUGCUGCAUGCGAAGAGCCCUCAGAAAGUAGUCCU